Procambarus clarkii (red swamp crayfish) is the source of this 1242-nucleotide messenger RNA. The record is from RefSeq and is a predicted model, not a curated record. Lineage: Eukaryota; Metazoa; Arthropoda; Malacostraca; Decapoda; Cambaridae.
AUGGAGCGGUUACUACGGCCCGAGCGGUUUGCUACUGACCCAAACGCCACCAACGCCGCUCAGGAAUGGCGUCACUGGCUCAAGACGUUCCAAAAUUUCACUCUAGCAGUAGAAGAAAAUACUCCCACCGUGGACAAGCUGCGUCUCUUAAUAAACUACGUUGCUCCACGUGUGUUCGACUACAUAGCUGACUGCACUACGUAUGAUGCUGCUGAAAAAUCCCUAACAGAACUGUUUGUGAAGCCCAAGAAUGAAGUAUUUGCAAGGCAGCGCUUACUUGAAAAUAAAACUUUAGACUUACAGUCAGCCUUUGACCAGGCUCGCACUCUAGAAACGGCACAGAAACUUUCUGCGUCUUAUGCUCAGCCAGGGGCUACAAAUGCUGCCAUGGCACUCUCAUUAGACCUGGAGGAUUUAGGAGGACAAGAAAGUGUAGAAGAAAAAGUUGACACAGUUUCUGCAGCUACAACUAGUGGUUUAAAGUGCUUCUUUUGUGGUUACUCUCGACAUCCUCGCAGUCGAUGUCCAGCUAGAGAGGCUCUGUUUAUGAAUUGCAAGAAAAAGGGUCAUUAUGCUAAGGUCUGCCGAUCUCUGAAACAGACUAACAGCGCUUCAAACACACAUUCCGCUGCUGUGCUCGCUACUUUAGCUGGGACUUCGCCCUCAUGUCUCAAUAAAUCAGUGCUUAGUUCUAAGAUCAAUGGUAUUCCAGUUAAUGCACUGAUUGACAUUGGUAGCUCUGAGAACUUUAUUCAUAAGAAUAUUGCCGAGCAGAGUGGGUUACUCAUCUAUCCUGACAAUGGGGCAGUUUCUAUGGCUACUGUAUCAUUCUCUUCAAAAUUCCUGGGGCAGUGUUCUGUAGACUUAGAAUUGCAAGGAGAAACUUACCAUGGUGUGAAUCUCAAAGUGUUACCCGAUUUGUGUGCUGAUGUGAUUUUAGGUCAUAACUUUUUACAAAAUCAUUCUGUGCUCGAGAUGGCUUUUGGAGGAGAUAGACCUCCCCUUAGAAUAUGUGGAUUAGCUGCCGUCAAAGUUCCGGCUCUAUCUCUCUUCAGUAAUUUAGCACCAGACUGCAAGCCGAUUGCUGUAAAAUCCAGACGCUAUUCUGAGGCUGACAAGUUGUUUAUUAAAUCUGAGACCGCUCGGAUGCUACGCGAAAAGAUAAUUAGACCCAGUCAUUCUCCAUGGAGAGCCCAGGUAUUAGUAACUAAAGGAGACAUCACAAGAAAAGAAUGGUUGUAG